UGGGCUGGUGCUACCAUACAUGGAAAAGAUCUGAGCUCUUGAGCGCUUAAUUUGGGCAUUUGGCUAAUUGCUUUCCACUGUCUGCAAUAUCAAAAUGCGAGUUUUUUCCAGCAUCCUAUUUUAAUGAUUUGGAGAAACUACCAUGGAUAAUCGAUCAGUCAGCCAUAUAAAUAUCGCAUCUCUCCUGUUCCAUUUUCUUAUAAGCAUCUACCUCACCAAUGCCUUGCGAUGUUAUCAGACAGGAAACUUCACAACCAAUAGUACCUACGCAAAAAACCGGGGUCUUCUCCUCUCUUCUCUAGCUUCAAAUGUCACAGCAAAUGGUGGUUUCUACACCGCCACAGUAGGACAAGGCGCAGAUGAAGUUUAUGGUCUGGCGCUUUGCAGAGCAGACUCUUCAUCAGAAGCUUGUUCCAAUUGUGUCAAUACAACAAUGAUAGAUUUAAUUGAAAAGUGUCCUAACCAGAAAGAAGCAAUUUCGUGGUGGGCCGCGGGAGAUAACUGCAUCAUACGAUAUGCAAACCGCUCGAUUUUUGGACGAGUGGAGAUAGACCCUCCUGAAAUUUUCUAUAAUACCGGUGACAUCAAAUUCAAUAUGGAAGAGUUUGAUCAGAUAUGGAGCAAUUUGAUGGCUCGCUUAUCAACAAAAGCUUCCAUGGGCUCUUCCAAGGUGAAGUUUGCAACUAGAGAAGCAGAUUUAACACCCUUUCAGAAAAUAUACGCGUUGAUGCAGUGCACUCCUGAUAUUUCCCAAAGUAAUUGCAACUAUUGCCUAGGACAGGCAGUGGUACAAUAUAACAAUUGUUGCCAUGGGAAGCAAGGAGGUGGGGUUUAUACACCUAGCUGUAUUUUCCGAUGGGAUUUGUAUCCAUUCUACAAUAAUUCUAUUGCUGAUGCUCCGACUCCAACACCUCCAGUCAGUAUUUCUCCCCACUCAACCAAUAAUACAAUAAGCAAAGCACUUGUUGCCCUCACUUGCAGCCUUUUCUAUUACAGGAAGCCUAAGCAAGAAACCAAAGAUUUGGAUGAAAAUAGUAGCACAGAAUGCCCGAAAUUCAAUUUUGAGACUAUCAGACUUGCAACAAAUGACUUCUCUUAUCAUAAUAAGCUUGGACAAGGUGGAUUUGGUACUGUUUACAAGGGUGUUCUUUCGAAUGGACGAGUCGUAGCUGUAAAGAGACUAACAAGAAACUCUAAGCAAGGAAGAGUUGACUUUAAGAACGAGGUCAUGCUAGUGGCCAGACUUCAACAUAGGAAUUUGGUUAGACUCUUGGGUUUCUGUUCUGAAAGAAAUGAAAGGCUUCUCAUAUAUGAAUAUGUUCCAAAUUCAAGUCUCGACCGUUUCAUAUACGAUCGAGAUAAGCGUUUACUAAUGGAUUGGAACAUGCGCUAUAAAAUCAUAGUGGGCAUAGCUCGAGGAAUUCUUUAUCUUCAUGAAGAUUCUCAACUUCGCAUUAUUCAUCGUGAUCUCAAAGUCAGUAAUAUCCUACUAGAUGAAAAAAUGAAUCCUAAAAUUUCAGACUUCGGAACAGCAAGGUUGUUUCCCAUAGAUCAAUCUGAGGAUGCUACAAGCAAAAUUGUGGGAACCUUUGGCUACAUGGCUCCAGAGUAUGUAUUUAACGGAAUCGUCUCAGUGAAGUCAGAUGUUUUUAGUUUUGGUGUAUUGAUUUUGGAAAUUAUCACUGGCCAAAAGAGUAAUAAAUUCCGUAUUGGGGAAGAAGGAGAAGGGGACCUUAUAACCUUUGUAAGUAAAAUAUUUUUAUUUCUAUAUUUCUCCGUUACAUUGGCUAUUGAAUAUGGGCAAAUCUAAACAAAAAUAAUUAAAAAGAUCAUAUGCAUAUUUCUUUUGAAUUUUGUGUAGGCAUGGGAUAAUUGGAUUGGUGGGACUGCUUCAAAUAUCAUAGAUCCUAUUCUGAUAGGAGCUGCUUCGACACAUGAUAUAGUGAGAUGUAUCCAAAUAGGAUUGCUGUGCUUGCAAGAUGAUGCAGCAAAAAGGCCAACUAUGGCUUCGGUUGUUCUCAUGCU
Hevea brasiliensis (rubber tree) is the source of this 2025-nucleotide messenger RNA. Its product is annotated as cysteine-rich receptor-like protein kinase 11. Gene Ontology annotation, biological process: protein phosphorylation. The record is from RefSeq and is a predicted model, not a curated record. NCBI's taxonomy places the organism in Eukaryota, Viridiplantae, Streptophyta, Magnoliopsida, Malpighiales, Euphorbiaceae. Gene Ontology annotation, molecular function: protein kinase activity; ATP binding. The coding region runs from base 143 to 1810 and encodes 555 amino acids. The transcript has 6 exons.